Molecule: messenger RNA, 807 nt
Organism: Epinephelus moara (kelp grouper)
Lineage: Eukaryota; Metazoa; Chordata; Actinopteri; Perciformes; Serranidae
Gene: fgf11b
Product: fibroblast growth factor 11b
Exons: 7
Coding region: 1-807 (268 amino acids)
Biological process (GO): animal organ morphogenesis; positive regulation of cell population proliferation; regulation of cell migration
Cellular component (GO): cytoplasm
Molecular function (GO): fibroblast growth factor receptor binding; growth factor activity
Source: RefSeq, a predicted model, not a curated record
AUGGCAGCUCUCGCCAGCUCUCUCAUUAGACAGAAACGGGCGGUCAAGGACGACCAAACCAACCGACCGGUAGCCAACAAGCGCAAGCCCUGUCCUAAGAGCAACAAGUCCUUGUGCCAGAAACAGAUCCUGGUGCUGAUCUCCAAAGUACGACUAUGCGGGGGUCGAAAAGGUCGAAAUGAGAAAAGACCGGUGAAGAGGCAGAGGGAUGUGUGUACAAAACCCCCCCUUUUGUCCAUGGGGGGGAAAAGGAUAGAGCCACAGCUAAAAGGCAUUGUUACUCGGCUAUACAGCCAACAUGGAUACUACCUGCAGAUGCAGCCUGAUGGCACCAUGGACAGCACAAGGGAUGAAAGCAGCUCAUUUUCACAGUUCAACUUAAUUCCGGUGGGACUGCGGAUUGUGGCAAUCCAGGGGGCAAAGACAGGAUUAUACCUUGCCAUGAAUAGUGAAGGAUACCUCUAUACCUCUGAGCACUUCACUCCAGAGUGUAAGUUCAAGGAGAGUGUGUUUGAGAACUACUACGUCACAUACUCCUCCAUGCUCUAUCGCCAGACCCAGUCUGGCCGCUCCUGGUAUAUCGGUAUCAACCGUGAUGGGCAGGUCAUGAAGGGCAACCGAGUAAAGAAGACCAAAGGAGCUGCACACUUCCUGCCUAAAGUUAUAGAGGUUGCGAUGUAUAAGGAGCCAUCGCUUCACGAGCUCGCCAGUGAACCAGUGAGUCCUCCUCGGAAGACAGUGAAGACGUCAGACUCGCCGUCCCUAAAGAAUGGACGGAAAGAAGCUCCCAAGGCUGAUGCCUCGUAG